Phytophthora nicotianae INRA-310 is the source of this 255-nucleotide messenger RNA. RefSeq lists its product as hypothetical. Bases 1 to 255 code for a protein of 84 amino acids. NCBI's taxonomy places the organism in Eukaryota, Oomycota, Peronosporomycetes, Peronosporales, Peronosporaceae. The record is from RefSeq and is a predicted model, not a curated record. The transcript has 3 exons.
AUGGUUGCUGUCCGAGGCAAUUCUGCACCAUUCCAGACGCCACCAGCACCUCCUGCUGAUCCUGGUGUCACAACAAGACCACCACCCGCUCAAGCGACCACCACCCAGCCCACGUCUCCACUCCAACCUUCUUCAGGUACCCAACAGCCUUUGGCGCGACAAACGCAAGUGAAGCGCACUCGAAAAGUGCCCAAGCUACCUGCCACGGCUCGUUCAGUACAUCCGUCUGAAGAAGCCACCCGUACGCUAUCCUGA